GGACGAUGCGUAGCCACGAUAUGCAACACCCAUCGUGGACGGUGGACGUAUGGUGCCUCGUGGCUGAGGCGUGCUUUGUCUCUAGCCUGAUCGUAAUCUCGAGUGGCAGAUACACAAAGCCGUAAAGUUAGAUUGCACCUUCAACACGAUUGUUCUCAUUAUGUCCGCUUUGUCUUGUCACUGCUCGCUGGGUUAUCGUGAUGAUCUGCUGUGUAUGCAAAGGGCGAGGCAUGCUGCAGGUCGGACUGCGGCAUCCGCGUUGAUUUUUGUCUGGCACCGUCCGUUUCCAACGCUCUCCGGUAGAGCGUAGCAUGCAGCGUGUCUCGAGCUUCUGGACUUUUACUUGAGUACCGAGCAGCUUUUCGCAGUCGAAAUGCUGACGAAGAAGGGGAACAAACGGAAAGCGCAGGACGCUGUAGUUGGAAAGCGAAGCAAGCGGAAGACGAACAUUCGGAAAGAAACAAGAACAGGCACUCAGAAGCCGGAGCAGAAGGUUGAAGAGCAGACAAGAGGCACUGAGCGGAAAGUGCCUGAAACGGAAGAACAGAGCAAAUCCACUAAUAGAGAAGCGCAGCAGGUCAAACAAGCAUCACCUACGCAGUCUGGUGAGCCCCUCCGUAUCUCGCCGGUUGACGGCUUCAACAAGCCAUUCGAACAGCGUGAUGGCGAGAUCAGAGUGCAAGGCUAUCUCAAGGAUUCGAAAGGAGUCGUAUGGAAGGUGUGGAAGGUCAGAGUCGAGUUCCGGCCCGUACGAUGGAGAGCAAGAGAUGUCGCAGACCACCCAGAGCAGGACGACGGGCUGCCGGUAAGUCCACAAACGCGUCCUUCUCCGGAACAGAUGAGCGUAGCCGAGCUAGAGCGGUACCAAGAUUGGCAAGCCAAACAAGACGGGCUGAUCUGGAUUGGCUUGACCCCGACACGAUGCCGGCGUUCUACAAGGGUCUGA
This is a messenger RNA of Baudoinia panamericana UAMH 10762, 946 nucleotides long. RefSeq lists its product as uncharacterized. Lineage: Eukaryota; Fungi; Ascomycota; Dothideomycetes; Mycosphaerellales; Teratosphaeriaceae. Bases 374 to 946 code for a protein of 190 amino acids. The transcript has a single exon. The record is from RefSeq and is a predicted model, not a curated record.